This is a messenger RNA of Nezara viridula (southern green stink bug), 3092 nucleotides long. The record is from the annotation of a GenBank genome assembly. Lineage: Eukaryota; Metazoa; Arthropoda; Insecta; Hemiptera; Pentatomidae.
AUGCCAGUCCACCGCUGGCUGAAUACUGAUCCACAAGUGACAGUUAAUCUUGUGCACAAGCCAGCUAUGGGCUGCGCUGCCAGUAGGCGGUCCAACUGUAGGAAGGACCUCAAGUUGCCUGGAGCAAACCUAACCUUCUCGCAGAGUCAGCUUGCUUCCCUCAACACCUACCUCGCUGGCCUCGUUGACAACACAGAUAGUUACAUUAGAGAACCUAGUGUCGAAAGAAGCCUGGUGAUCAUCGAACGACUCAUUCAGCGGCUGAUAUGCGGAGUUGGAGUUUUGGACAGUCGCUUCGCCUCCAAAUUUCUUGUCAAUUUCGAACCCCACAAACUCGGCAAGAAGCCAGGGACCAGCUUGAGCUAUUUAGUGCGCCUUGAUGAGCUCUCCUUCCCCCAACUAUAUCCUGAAGAUGAGGGAACCACCUGUCACCUUGUGGAACCUGAGGGUGGACCCCAAGGAUUUGGUAGGCUGAGGCUGUCUGGACCUGGUGCUGAAAGGUGGGCAGAGUUCAUAGGCAGUCAUGGCUAUCUCAGAAGAGAUAAGGUACAAGAAAGAUUUGUUGAACUUCUGGCUCAGUCAGCUGCCAAAAGUGGACUUGCUAACUCUCCCAGCGAACUAGAUGAUAGUCGAAUUUGUGCUGCACCUGGUAAAAUAGUUGAUGCCUCUCAUCUUCACUAUAUAUUACAGUUGCCACCUGGAAGACAAGUUUUUUAUGGAACCGGUGAGAGCCAAAAGAAAUUUCCAGACCCAAGAGAUUUCAGGAUAGCCAUUGUCGAGGGAUGUUCUUGUGUCCGGUUAAGGGUAGACAUGGCAUAUGCCGGAAAUGUUGGAGUAGAAACUGACAUAGAGGUUACUCUUGUUUUGGGGAUCGGAUUUUCUUCUUGGCCAAGUAGUGCUCAGUUUCCAGCCAGGAUCAGCCUUUGUCACAGCGAAUGUCUUCUUUAUCACCAAGCAGCUUCUACAGGUUUUUAUGCUGUGCCUGCACCACCACACCCUACUUUACGUUGCGAGGACCGAGGAACUGCUUGGCAGUUGAGGGCACCUGCUGCAGAACAGACACUCCUCAAACACCAUUCUGCUCAGAGUGUUCCCUCAAGAACUCUUGCCAUUCUUAGGGCUCUACUGCAUGAGAUACGAUCGACUUCUAGUGGAGGUCAUGUCAUCAGCGACUAUAUGCUUAAAACUCUUUUGUGGUAUAGACUGGAAGAAUCAACAAGUUUAGAAGAAUGGAGCCAUGAUAUGUUGUCAACCCAUGUCUUGGUUAUUGCAGAUAGGUUAAUAUCUGCACUGAGGACUCAGCGGCAACCUUCUUAUUUCUUUCCAUGGUUCAAUGUAAUGCUCAAUUCGCCUGGAGGAGGUACACUCCACUAUACAGAAGAAGACUACAGCCAUGAUGCUGAAUUGCUCACUUACACCCUGAUUAGACUUGGUGAAAUCACUGCUCCUGAUUUGGUGCCUGAAGAGAGAGAACCUCGACGACGGAUGGAGGCAGCUCUUGUUAGUAAAUGGGAAUCUCUCCUCGUAUCUCUAGCACCACCUCCAGCAACAAGGGGAGUUCGCUUCUCAUUUUAUCCUUUGUCGUCUGCAGGAUAUUCAACUGUUGCAGCUUCUCAAUACUCAGUCAGGCAACUCAACUACAUUGGUCUCCUCUUACGAUCUAUGUUAGUUGUACGAUCUUUAACUUUGUCUAAGAAUAAUAUUUUGACAUCCUGUUUUGAAGAAAAAAUUAAGUAUGAUGGCAGUUCAGAAGACCUAAUAUAUCUUGUGUCAUCAAUAUUGGAACAAGCAAAACAUGCCUAUUUCCGCACAGCGGGUGUAAAAAAAUCACUGUCUGCUCCUUAUGAUCAAUCAGCUGCUCAACUUCUGGAAGAGAUUCGGAAAAGUGGCACUCAUGUCGACACAUCAGAUGACAAUGCAGUUGUUCGAGAAGUUUUGAAAUGGCUUUAUUUUGGACUCGAUCGACAGAAGAAAAGGCUUGGACCCGUACUCAGGCCUUAUCUGAACAAUCUUUUCUCUGCUUCUCAUGAAAACUCCUGGUUUGCUCCAGAGUGGUUGAGGCGGCAAUCAACUGAGGAACUAGGAGCUUUAGGAGAAUUUGCUCAUCUUGUGAUUACUGGAAAGAUACCAGCCAAUGAAGGCAUUCUUGAUGCUGAAAACAAAGGCUGGAAUUGGGCAGAAAAAAUUAUUAGGACAAGUUCCGAACUGGCAGACCCGCUAGAGUUGGUGUUCACUCCAGGACCUGGUAAGGUUGUGAGACUGACUGCCAAUGGAACUCAGCUUGCAGCUAGGAGCCUCACCAAGAGUAGGGGAAAAGCGACUCUUCCCAGGAAACUUCCUCCACUAAGAGAAUGUUUGAAGACCAGACUGCAACGAAAUACCGAUGAUGAUGAACUGUUGACCAACUCCCACAGCAUUCUUCGCAACACAAGCCCUCUCUCUUUGGCACUGGAGGAAAUGCACCGAUAUGGCACCCAAAGGGGACUUGGUAGCAUAGUUCAAGCCCUUUUGUCCCUCAGAAAGUUCUCGAUAUUGCAGGAGGUCUGCUGCCUGUUGCCUGAUGAAGAACGAUGUCGAGCUUUGGAGGAAAUAGAAGGAGUCAGGCGUGCACGGCCAAGGCGUGCUGCCACUGUAAGAGGUCCCCCGCAGCCUGGUUCUUUGAUGGGUACCUGUCGUGCUCUUAGAGCAAGAAAUCAUGUCUCAGUAUUUAACCCUGCUUUUUUCAGUUCUCCAGAGACUGAAGCAGUGUCCCCAUUGUACAACAAAAACAAUAACCGAGGCCUCAGCUCCGAAAUGUCUCAUAUUGACAGGAAUACAAGGAUAUGGCAUCACAGGAGAAGUGAUAUCACUACUCAACUUUAGCAGACCAGAAGUACUUUCAAACUCACUAGUCACUAUUUUUUGUAACCAAAGGUACAAUUGGAACAGAACUGUUACCUGAAGGGAUUUAAUCUCUGUUUUCAUAAGAAUUUGAUUGUUUUAAAAUUACUUAUAGAAGGGGAAAAUUAAUUUUAAGAUAGAUAUAGUUGUUUUUAUUGUAUUGUUUGUAUAUUAUGUUAUUGUAAUGUCUCAAAUAAAUGCAAAUUUUCUCA